AUGUCAUCAAAGGGUUAUUUAAUGAUGGAUGAGAAGAAGAUGAAGAGGAUGCUAUCGAACCGGGAAUCUGCAAGGAGGUCUAGAAUGAAGAAAGAAAAACACAUGAAGGAUCUAAAUGAGCAAAUCUUUUAUUUUACGAAAAAGAGAGACGAAAUGGUUCUGAAAAUAGAAGGGCUUGUGAAAGGGCAUUCUGCCUUGGAAAUGGAGAACAUAGUUUUGAGAACACAGAAACAAGAAUUGGCCAAGAGAUUAGACUAUGCAAAGACUGUUUAUGGUUGGUAUGAGUGUGAUGGUGUGUCAGGGUCACCGAUCGGAGUUGUUCAAGAGCCAUGGCUAAGGCCAUUUGAGCAACAACAGCCUUCUAACUCGAUGCCUAGAUUCAUGGGUUUCAUUUCAUCAAAAUAA
Lactuca virosa is the source of this 405-nucleotide messenger RNA. NCBI's taxonomy places the organism in Eukaryota, Viridiplantae, Streptophyta, Magnoliopsida, Asterales, Asteraceae. The record is from the annotation of a GenBank genome assembly.